Molecule: messenger RNA, 5244 nt
Organism: Sciurus carolinensis (gray squirrel)
Lineage: Eukaryota; Metazoa; Chordata; Mammalia; Rodentia; Sciuridae
Gene: Ttll7
Product: tubulin tyrosine ligase like 7
Exons: 22
Coding region: 511-3168 (885 amino acids)
Biological process (GO): protein polyglutamylation; microtubule cytoskeleton organization
Cellular component (GO): cilium
Molecular function (GO): tubulin-glutamic acid ligase activity; tubulin binding
Source: RefSeq, a predicted model, not a curated record
UUCCAGCGGCUCCGGGUCGAGCACCGGAGUCCCGAGCCGUGGCUGCCGCUGGCGGUGGGCGGGCGGAGGGGGUCACCGAACCACCAGCGGAGCUGCCGGGCACCGGGCAGCCGUCCGCCGGCCAGUGGCGGAGCGCGGGAGCCGCGGAGGGACCGCCCGCAGCGGGGAGGCGAGGACCGGCGCUGGGCUUCUCUCGCCCGGCUGCUGAAGCUAGAGCUGAUCUCCUCUGUCUCCAAGGGAGGGCCCUGAGGAGAGGGGCCCAGGUCAUUCCUGUCUGAACUAAUCCAGUGGGAAGGUCAUGGUCAUACGAUUCUGAGUCCACCACGCUCUUUAGGUACUUUCAUAGCCCAUAACUUAAGUGUCUUGAAAUCUGAGGAUUCCACCAAGAUAAUAUGAUAAGAACUUGCAGUCAUUUGGGACUACAUCCUACUUAAAGUAACCUGAGGCUUCCAGAUUUCAUGAGAGCGUGGUACAGCUACAUACACUUCUUUCCUAUUGGCAUAGGCAGUAAUGCCAUCUCUGCCUCAAGACGGAGUUAUUCAGGGAUCCUCACCCCUGGAUCUGAAUAUGGAGUUACCUUAUCAAAGCACUGUGAAAAGGAAAGUCAGAAAGAAGAAGAAGAAGGGAAUCAUUACUGCAAAUGUUGCUGGGACAAAGUUUGAAAUUGUUCGUUUAGUAAUAGAUGAAAUGGGAUUUAUGAAAACUCCAGAUGAGGAUGAAACAAGUAACCUUAUAUGGUGUGAUUCUGCUGUUCAGCAGGAGAAAAUUGUAGAGCUGCAGAAUUACCAGAGGAUCAACCAUUUUCCAGGAAUGGGGGAGAUCUGUAGAAAGGAUUUCUUAGCAAGAAAUAUGACCAAAAUGAUCAAGUCUCGGCCUCUGGAUUAUACCUUUGUUCCUCGAACAUGGAUCUUCCCUGCUGAAUAUACUCAAUUCCAGAAUUAUGUGAAAGAAUUGAAGAAAAAACGGAAGCAGAAAACUUUUAUAGUAAAACCAGCUAAUGGUGCAAUGGGUCAUGGGAUAUCUUUGAUAAGAAAUGGUGACAAACUUCCAUCUCAGGAUCAUUUAAUUGUUCAAGAAUACAUUGAAAAGCCUUUCCUAAUGGAAGGUUACAAGUUUGACUUACGAAUUUAUAUUCUGGUAACAUCAUGUGAUCCGCUAAAAAUAUUUCUCUACCAUGAUGGACUUGUGCGAAUGGGAACAGAAAAGUAUAUUCCACCUAAUGAGUCCAAUUUGACCCAGUUAUACAUGCAUCUGACAAACUACUCUGUGAACAAGCAUAAUGAACGUUUUGAACGGGAUGAAACUGAAAACAGAGGCAGCAAACGUUCCAUCAAAUGGUUUACAGAAUUCCUACAAGCAAAUCAACAUGACGUUGCUAAGUUUUGGAGUGAUAUUUCAGAGUUGGUGGUGAAGACUCUGAUUGUGGCAGAACCUCAUGUCCUGCACGCGUAUCGAAUGUGUAGGCCCGGUCAACCUCCAGGAAGUGAAAGUGUCUGCUUUGAAGUCCUGGGAUUUGACAUUUUGUUGGAUAGAAAACUAAAACCUUGGCUUCUGGAGAUUAAUCGAGCCCCAAGCUUUGGAACUGAUCAGAAAAUAGACUAUGAUGUAAAAAGGGGAGUGUUGCUCAAUGCACUGAAGCUACUAAACAUCAGGACCAGUGAUAAAAGGAGAAACUUGGCAAAACAAAAAGCAGAGGCUCAAAAGAGACUUUAUGGUCAAAAUUCAAUAAAAAGACUCCUACCAGGUUCCUCAGACUGGGAACAGCAGAGACACCAGCUGGAGAGACGGAAAGAAGAGUUGAAAGAGAGACUUGCUCAAGUACGAAAGCAGAUUUCACGAGAAGAACAUGAAAAUCGACAUAUGGGGAAUUAUAGACGAAUUUAUCCUCCAGAAGAUAAAACACUGCUUGAGAAGUAUGAAAAUUUGUUGGCUGUUGCCUUUCAGACCUUCCUUUCAGGAAGAGCAGCCUCAUUCCAGCGAGAGCUGAAUAAUCCUUUGAAAAGAAUGAAGGAGGAAGAUAUUUUGGAUCUUUUGGAACAGUGUGAAAUGGAUGAUGAAAAGUUGAUGGGAAAAACUACCAGAUCUCGAGGACCAAAGCCUCUGUGUUCUAUGCCAGAGAGUUCCGAGAUAAUGAAAAAGCAGAGGUACUGCAGCAGUGACAGCAGUUACGAUAGUAGUGGCAGCUCCUCAGAAUCUGACGAAAAUGAAGAAUAUCAAAAUAAGAAAGGAGAAGAGCAAGCUCCAUGUGAUCUUAAGCACUCCAGCCACUGCAAAUUAAUCCAGCAAUCCAAUUCCAUGAGGCGGUCAGUCAGUUGCCCUCGGUCCAUCUCUACCCACUCACCUUCCAUGGGGGACACUCGCCCCAUUUCUGCUCAACAAGUGAUAUCAGUAUCACGGCCAACUUCAGCAUCUCGGUCACAUUCCUUAAAUCGUACUUCCUCCUACCUGAAACCGCUGCCUCCUAGUAAUGAAGCCAACUCUGACAAUUCUCAGGUGAGUGAGACUUUGCGGCAACUGAAAACAAAAGAAGAUGAGGAAGAAUUAACUAGUCAGACCUUAAUUGUUCUCAAAGACAUGAAGAUCCGGUUUCCAGGAAAGUCAGAUGCAGAAUCCGAACUUCUGAUAGAAGAUAUCAUCGAUAACUGGAAGUAUCAUAAAACAAAAGUGGCUUCAUAUUGGCUCAUAAAAUUGGAUUCUGUGAAACAGCGAAAAGUGUUGGACAUAGUAAAAACAAGUAUUCGUACGGUUCUUCCACGCAUCUGGAAGGUAGCUGAUGUUGAGGAAGUAAAUUUAUAUCGGAUUUUCAACCGGGUUUUUAAUCGCUUACUCUGGAGUCAUGGCCAAGGGCUCUGGAAUUGUUUCUGUGAUUCAGGAUCCUCCUGGGAGAGUAUAUUCAGUAAAAGUCCGGAGAUGGUAACUCCUUUGCAGCUCCAGUGUUGCCAGCGCCUGGUCGAGCUUUGUAAACAGUGCCUGCUAGUGGUUUACAAAUAUGCAACUGACACAAGAGGAUCGCUCUCAGGCAUUGGUCCUGACUGGGGUAAUUCCAGGUAUUUACUACCAGGAAGUACCCAAUUCUUCAUGAGAACACCAGUCUACAACACAAAAUACAAUUCUCCUGGAAUGACUCGCUCCAAUAUUUUGUUUACAUCCCGAUAUGGCCAUUCGUGAAACUGAAAGGAAGAUCAUCAUAGGUCAUGCAUAAUAGCAAUUAUUUUACUGCCUCAAGUUGAACACACAAAGACAGUGACCAUUAAGUGCUGUUUUAUGUAUAUAUGACAUAUAUAUGUGUGGAAAUAUAUGCACACAUGCACUCAAAUAGUAUAUAUAUAUAUUUAUUUAUUAUAAUACAUGAAAGAAGAAUUAGCAGAAAAUCGAAUAUAAGAUUUAACCUUUCUGGAAAUGUAAUAAACCAUGUUAAAAUUGUUUACACAAAUAUGUGAAUGUCUAGAAUUUGCUAGGUUUAUAAUUCCUUCCUACUAGAAAUGUUAUUUUUCUGCAGAGAUUAUAAAACAGAAUUGAUCUUGAAGAUCCCAUUACAGUGUUAAAUUAUUUUCUAGAUAAUAUAGCUUUUGACUUGAAAAAGCAUUAAUAGUAUAAUAUGUUAUAGUUCUCUUACUCACAGUAACCAUUUAAAAUGAAACACAAAAGAUUUAGAAGCCUGGUGUUGCUUGAUGACAGGAUUAAGUAUAAAAUGGGCUUACCAUUAACAUAGCACAUGUAAAGUACUAGAAAAAAAUCCAAACCUGAUUUUCCUACAUUUUUAUUCCUCUGUGUGGGAAUUUAUCAACAUGUAAUAAUGUACAUUUUCAGUAAGGAUCUCAUAAGAUCAUAUUAUGGUCUAAAACAGAAGACAAUCCAUUGGGCUAACAAUAAAAUGUAAUAUAGUUUUUACCUUUUCCUUUUAUAGGGAAUCACAUAAAGGAACAGAAAAUGAUGGUAAUGACAGAAUUCUAUGAGACUUUUGUGUCUCAUAACAUUCAUUAUUAUUUGGAAAGUAUAUCUUUGAUGGGUAAACACAUGGUUAAAUACAAUUCUUCUGCAGAAGUAGAAGAGCAAACAUUUCAAACUCAUUUUGGUGUUAAAACAUAAUGCAUCACAUGUAUUGUGUAAUAAAUCUCUCAAUGUUGACUCCAGUUUACAUUAAAAAGUCUAAUAUGGUAGUUUCUUAUUGCACCAUAGAAAAUCUAAAUGAUUCUGAACAGAAAAUUCUAGUAACCACAUAUUACUAAUAAUUGACAUACCCUUAAGAGUUUUUUUUUUUUAAAUACAAUAUGGAGUUUUCUUCCUGUCCAUUGUUAUGGAUAAGUUUCACAGCAAUUUACUUCCAUUUCUUACUUACAGUUUCAAAACCAACGAUGAGCUUUUAGUUUUCCACAAUAUAUUAACAGUACUAUCAUUGAACUCCUUAGAAAGUGUAAUAUUCCUUUCAGAAAUUUUAUUGAAACUUCUUCACCCAAUGGUUCUUCUCAUAGAUGCUAAUUCAUUUGCAAAAUUCAUGAAUGUUUUACUUCUUUUUAAUAUCCUAAAAUUUAAAUCAAGAAACGGCCUCACAGCAGGAGAACUGAGCAGGCAGAUUGGCCUGGUUUAAUUCAGAAGCGGAUAGCUGGCAACCCAGAGUUGUAAGUUAGGUAGACUGCUUUUAAGGCCAUCUUCUGAGAGUUUUCAAUGGAAAUGAUUUAUUUCUUUCCUAAAUUAUUGCUCAUUACUUCAUUUUUUUUUUUGACUACUUAGCAUCCACAUUCCAGUUGGGAACUUUCUUUGCUGAAUGCAUCCCAAAUAAUUAGUCAUUGUCAUUGUGAGAAAAGAGGACAAAAUAUUGGGAUGAAGGAAAUUCCUGAAGUAUUUAUGACUUAUUUUGUGAAUUCUCAAACAUGGGAUAGCUUUUCCAGAAUAAAUAAUGUAAAAUCUUAUAAAAUGAUCACUAUAAGAAUGAUCAACAAGUCAGUCAUUUCAUAGAGUAUUUUUAGUCUUUUUUUUUUUUUUAAUCAUGAUUUGACCAUGAAGGAGAUACAACUUACAGUGGCUGAUAAAUGCUGUCAACCCAGUUCAUUGACCAUUUUCAUUAUCUUAAGUCACAAAUGGUCACUUAAUUUGCAAUAGUGCAUGUUUUGGAAAUUCUGUUUUUCGUCAUAUAAGAGUGAAAUUUUUAUUUAAAAUAAAAAAUGAAAAUGCUCAAUACUGGGAGGAACCCUUCCUCCAGAAACACACACACACACACACACACACACACACACACAAACACAA